GCAGUUAGCAUUGUUAGCAUCGUUAGCAUUGUUAGCCGUGUUAGCGGUGUGAGCUGGCGCUGUUCCGCUGCAGCUACAAACACACCUGCUGUUUUCUGUGAAACUCAAUCUUUCCAAAACAUCGAUGGUAACUAUAAACUUUAUAUAAACAGCGUAUAAACAGCGUAUAAACAGUGAUCCUGACACUCGGACUGCUCCAGUCGCAGCGCGGAGCCGCUAGCAGGAAGCGCCUCGAUGGAGGGAGAUGAGUGUGAUUUCUCCUCAGAACCGUCUGAAAUUUCUCGCUCGAACAGAGGAAGUGUUUCUUCAUCAGUCACUCGUGCUCAGGAUGUGUUGGUGUACCUGGUGAGUGACGGGGCCGUACAGGUGUGUGUAGAGAGUGUGGGCUGUGUGUGUGUGCAGGAGCUCGGCCGCACUGUGAGAGACGCCCUCAACAUUCCCGAUUCUGCUCAGGACGUGUUCGCCUUCUGGCUGUGCUCACCUCUACUGGAGCUGCAGUUGAAGCCGAAACACCAGCCGUAUAAACUGUGCCGUCAGUGGCAGGACCUGCUGUACCGCUUCACCGACGCACACACAGACGACAUCGCACUAGAUGAGCCGUGUCUGCAGUACAAGCGGAACGUUUUUUGCCCCAAAUCUAAAGAACUGCAGGUGGAAGAUGAGAACGUGUUGCGGCUGCUGUAUGAUGAGGCGAAAUUAAACAUCAUUGAGGGCCGGUACCCAUGUGACCCGGAGCACUGGACUCGAUUGGCUGCUCUGUCCUGUGCUAUAGAGAUCGGUACAGGACUCGACGACCAGCAGCUGAGCACCGCUAUCAGAGACAGGAAGUUGUCAUCGCUGCUGCCGGCCCAUGUAGUGGGGGGCGUGGGGGCGGGGCUUCUCUCCACCCUGAGGCUGAGGGCGGGGCGUCGUGCUGAACUGGAGCAGAGUUUACUGAAGGAGUACCACACACUAAACACACACACUGAGCCCCGCCCACUCAUCCUCCAGUACCUCAGCAUCUGCCACACACUGCCUUACUACGGGUGUGCGUUCUUCAUGGGAGAGAUAGAUAAGCCGGCUCAGGGGCUGCUGCAGCGUGGAGGGCGUAAGGCGGUGAGUGUGGGGAUCAGUCUGGAGGGAGUGUACGUCAUCGACACUAAGGAGAAGCAUGUGCUCCUGGGUCUGCGAUUCUCAGAGCUGUCGUGGGAUCACACCUACCCUGACGCUGAGGUAAACUCACACAUCCUGUGGCUGGAGUUCGAUGGAGAGGAAGAUGGAACACCUGUCAAUAAAUUACUGAAGAUUUACUCUAAACAGGCGGAGCUGAUGAGCGGUCUGAUUGAGUUCUGCGUGGAGUUGCGCUCUGUCAGUGACGUGGCUGCGUCCCAAAUGGCUUCAGCUAAAGAGGAGAGUGUAGAGGGAGCGAGGGGGCGACGGCCGGGGAAAGUGCGCAGGCAGAGCAGUGUAGUGUGCAGCAGAGUGCACACUCUGAGCACCAUCAGCUACGUGGACGACGGUAAAGAGAUAAAGCGUCUGAAACCGAAGAGAGCAGCGUCCUUCUUCACCAAACAAACUCCUGCCUCUUACGCUGCUGUUCAGGUGACGGACAACGUGGAGCAGAGCUGAAACACUGCCCUCUGUGGAGCAGAGACCAAACACACACACACACAGAGUAACACACACACACACAGUAACACACACACACACACAGUAACACACACACAGAGUAACACACACACACACACACAGAGUAACACACACACACACACAGAGUAACACACACACAGAGUAACACACACACACACAGUAACACACACACACACACAGUAACACACACACACAGAGUAACACACACACACACACACACAGAGUAACACACACACACACAGAGUAACACACACACAGAGUAACACACACACACACACACACACACAGAGUAACACACACACAGAGUAACACACACACACACAGUAACACACACACACACACAGUAACACACACACACAGAGUAACACACACACACACACACACACA
This is a messenger RNA of Pangasianodon hypophthalmus (striped catfish), 2016 nucleotides long. It is a transcript of the gene frmd8, whose product is annotated as FERM domain containing 8. Gene Ontology annotation, biological process: negative regulation of canonical Wnt signaling pathway. The record is from RefSeq and is a predicted model, not a curated record. The transcript has 11 exons. Bases 235 to 1608 code for a protein of 457 amino acids. NCBI's taxonomy places the organism in Eukaryota, Metazoa, Chordata, Actinopteri, Siluriformes, Pangasiidae. Gene Ontology annotation, cellular component: plasma membrane; cytoskeleton.